AUGAUUUUUAAUUUGAAAAAAAGUAAAAAAAAUGAGGAUGGAUCAAAUAAGGAUAGUAAAAAGACAAAUGAAACAAGUGGAACUGAAAAAAAAGAAAAAAGUAAUAAAUGGUAUAACAAAAUUGUAAAUAGUUCCCCAAAAAAAGAUAAAAAUAAUGAUAGUAGUAUAGUAUAUGAUGAUGAGAGUAAAGGAGGAGAAAAUGAUCAUCAUGUUAAAGAAUAUGAACUGGAAGACCAGCUAAAAGAAACUCUAAAAUCAAUCACCUCUUUAUCUAUAAAGAUAAAAGAAUAUGAGAUUAAAGUAGAAGAAUUAGAAAAUGAAUUAAAAUUAGAAAAAGAAAAACAAAUUAAUAAAGAAUAUGAAAAAGAAUUGAAUGAGAAAUCGGAAUAUGUAAAAAGACAAAUGGAAUUAUUAAAGGAAAAAGAAUUAAAUAUAAGUUUAAAAGAAAAUAAAAUAAAUAAUAAAGAACUAAUAGCAUUAAAAAGGGAAGAGAAAUUAAAUGAUAUAGAAAAUGAAUAUGUUGAAAAAAAUAAAGAAAAAGAAAAAUUAAAUUAUGAAGUUACAAAUAUAAAAAUGUCUUUAGAUAAAUUAACUUGUGAAAUUCAGGAAAAAAAAGAAAACUUAGAAAAAAUAAAUAAAAAAGUUAUAGAAAAAGAAAAUAAUUUAAGAGAAUUAAAAGAGUUUAUGAAAGAAAAAAAUGAAAUUAUUGAAUCAUUAAAUGGAACAAUAAAUGAUAAAAAAAAUGCUUAUGAAAAAUUAGAGAUAAGUUUUGAAGAAAAACGGAAAAUGAUUGAAAUGUUGGAUAGUAAGUUAGUAGAAAAGGAAGAGAAUUUUGCAAAUAAACAAAUGAAACUUGAAAAGAAUAAUGAAAUAAUUAUAGAAAAAUUAAAAGAUAUUGAGAGUAGAGAGACUGAAUUUAAAAAUAAAGAAGAACAAUUUACUAAUAUGGAAAAUGAAUUAAAUAAUCUUAAAAAGGAUUUAUCUAAAAAUGAAUGUCAAAUGGAAGUUUACAAAUUAGAGAUAAAAGAUUUGAGUCAAUCGUUGGUUGAAAAAGAAAGAGAAAUAUUUGAAAUAAAAAAUGAAUAUGAUAGUAAAAUAAAUAAUAUGAAAGAAAAAUUGUCUAACUUGAAUGAUAAAGAUAUAAGCGAUAUAGUUCUACAUUCUGAAGAAGAUAUAAAUAAACAAAAAAUGGAAAACGAAAAAAUAAAUAAAUUACUAAAAGAAAAAGAAAUGGAACUGAAUGAGAUACAUAAAAAAUAUAACUUAGAAGUUGAAAAAAUAAAAAAUGAGUUAAAUGAAAAAGAAGAAGAAUUAGAAAAAAAUAAAAAAACACACACUGAUGAAAUAAAAAUAUGGAAAAAAAAAAUAGAAGAUGCUAAAGAAGGACAUAAUAAUGAGAUAAACGAGUUGAAUAGCAAAUUGAAUAAACUAAAUAAAGAGAAAGAUAAUAUAGAAAAUGAAAAUAGAGAAUUAAACGAUAAAAUAGGUUUAUUAAAUAAUGAAGUAAAUAUAUUAAAUAAAGAUAAACAAACAUUAGGUAAUGAUGUUAAAACAUUGAAUGAUCUUAUAAAUAAUUUAAAAAAUGAAAUAAAUACAUCAGAUAAUAAAAUGAAUAAAAUGAAAGAGGAUCUAGCUAUGUUGAAUGAAGAAAUGGAAGGAAAAUGUGUUGUUAUUGAAGAGAUUGAAAAAAAAUAUAAAAAUGAAAUAUUUAUGUUAGAAGAAAAAUUAAAAGAAAAAGAAAAUUAUGCGGAUUUAAAUGAUGAAAUAAGUAUAUUAAGAAAUAGCAUAUAUGUUAAGGAAAAAGAAUUUAUUGAAAUGAAAGAAUUUUAUGAAAAUAAAAUAAAUUUAUGUAAUAAAAAUUAUGAAGAAAAAAAAAAUAUUUAUGAAAAUGAAUUAAAUAGUUUACGCUUAAAAUAUGAUAGUGAACAAAGUUUGAUUAAACAAAUAGAUGAAUUAAAUAUACAAAAAUUAAAAACAGAAGAAAAAUAUUUACAGUUAUAUAAUGAUAAUAUGGAUAUGUUUAGGUCAAUUUGUACUCAAAUAAAUAUGCCAUAUUCUGAAAAUAUCAAAGGCUCUGAUCUUGUGGAUUUUGUAACUGCCUAUAUAAAGCGCAGAGAGGAAUCUUUAUCCGAUGCAAAUCCAGAUAGUACACACAAAGAGGUGGUUGCUGAAUUAGAAAAAAGGCAUGCAGCUGUUGUGGCUGAGCUAGAAGAGAAGCAUAAAGCAGAGAUGAUAAAAUUGGAAGAAGGACAUAAAGAAGAGACGAUCAUAUUGGAGGAGAAGCAUAAAGACGUGGUAACCAAAUUAGGGGAGCAGCAUAAAGAAGAAAUUGCUAAGUUGAAAGAAGGGCAUGCAACUGUUGUGACUGAGUUAGAAGAGAAGCAUAAAGAAGAGAUAGUUAAAUUGGGAGAAGGGAAUAGAGAAGUGGUAGCCGAAUUAGAAGAAAAGCAUGGGAAUUUUGUGGCAGGAUUAGAAGAGAAACACAAGGCAGAGACAGCUAAAUUGGAGGAAGGACAUAAAGAAAUGGUAGCCGAAUUAGAAGAAAAGCAUGGGAAUUUUGUGGCAGGAUUAGAAGAGAAACACAAGGUAGAGAUAGUUAAAUUGGGGGAAGGGCAUAGAGAAAUGGUAGCCGAAUUAGAAGAGAAGCAUAAAGAAGAAAUGAUUAAAUUGGAGGAAGUGCAUAAAAAAGUGGUGGCUGAAUUAGAAGAGAAUCAUACAGAGGUAGUAGCCGGGUUAGAAGCAAAACAAAACUUGGAAGAAGGGCAUAAAGAAAUGGUGGCGGAAUUAGAAAAAAGACAUGCAGAUUUUGUGGCUGUAUUAGAAGAACAACAUAAAGCAGAGAUGAUAAAAUUGGAAGAAGGGCAUAAAGAAAUGAUGACCGAAUUAGAAAAAAGGCAUGCGGCCGUUGUGGCUGAGUUAGAAGACCAGCAUAAGGUAGAGGUGGUUAAAUUGGGAGAAGAUCAUAAAGAAGAGGUAGCGAAAUUAGGGGAGCAGCAUAAAGAAGAGGUUGCUAAAUUAAAAGAAGGACAUAAAGAAGUGGUAGUCAGGUUAGGGGAACAACAUAAAGAAGAGGUGACUGAAUUGGGAGAGAAGCAUAAGGUAGAGAUUGUUAAGCUGGAGGAAGGGCACGCAGCAGUUGUGAGAGAGCUCGAAAAAAAAAAUGCAAGUUUGCUGGAUAUGGUAGAAGAAAACCAUAAGAAUGAGAUGAGCAAAUUGAAAGAGGAGCAUAAAGAAUCUGCAAGUGAUUUAAUAGAAAAAUUAUACCAAAAAGAUGAAGAAGUAAAAAAUUCAAAUAAUAAAAUUGAGGAGCUAACAAAUGUAAUAAAAGAUUUAAAUGAUUCUAUAAUGUGUUAUAAAAAACAAAUAUUAGAGGAAGUAGAAAAAACAAAUGAAUAUAAUGAAGAGAUAAACAAAUUAAAAGUUGCACAAAAUGAAAUGAAAGAUAUGAAUGAUAAGAAAAUAUUAGAAAAGGAAAAUGAAAUAAAAAAAUUAAAUAAACAACUAUCAAAUUAUAAAAUAUUUGAAACAAAAGAGAGUACAUAUAGAAAUUAUGAAAUGGGAAUUAAUGAAAAUAAAGAAAGAAUUAUAGUAGACAGUGUAGGUAAAGAAAAUAUUUCUGAAUCGGAUGUUGAAGGAAAAGGAGGAAAUUUAAAAAUGAUUUUAUCAUUAAAAAAGAAAGAAAGAAAUAUAUUUUCAGUAAGUGAUAAUAAAAAUGAAAAUAGUGAAUUAGUUGAUAGUAUAAAAAGUGCAUAUAUUAAUAAAAUUGAAAUGUAUAAAAAAGAAAUAAAGGAUAAUGGUAAAAAUAUAGAAGAUCUGAAAAAUAAAAUAUUAGACAUGAGCAAUGAAUUAAUUAAUUUAGAGAAUAUUAAAAAAGUUUUAACUGACGAAAAUGAUAAUUUAAAGAAAGAAAUGGAAAUAAAAAAUAACAAACUUAAUGAAAAAGAAAAAAAUGAAAAUACUGAAAUUUUAAAUCUUAAUGAUGAUAUUAUAAAAUUAAAAAAAGAUAUUUUUGAAUGGAAAAAUGAAGAAGAGAAAUGGACAAGAGAAAAUAUAAAACUAAAAAAUGAUAUCGAACAAAUUAAUAAAGAAUAUAAAAUAAAGGAAGAAACUCUUAUGAUAAAAUUUAAUGAAAAUAUAAAUGAAGUUAGUAGUUUAAAAAAUCAGAUAGAAAUUGAAAAAACAAAACUUGAAGAAUUAAAUAAAAAUUAUGAAUUACUUUUAGCUGAAAAAAAAGAAAAAAAUUUGAGCACUCCAAAUGUUAAUAAUAAGAUAGGGGAAAAUAAUAUGUUAGAGCAUACCGAUUCAAAAGAAAAUAAUUUAAAUAAAAAAAAUGAGGAUAAGACAGGUGAUGAUGUAAAUUGUGAAAAAACUAAUGAUCAAACAAAAGAAAUUUCAUAUCUAAAAGAUGAAAUAAAAAAGAUAAGUAUGUUAUAUGGUGAAGAAUUAAAUAGAAAAAAUAGCUAUGACGAAAAAGUAAAAAAUUUGACUAACGAAUUGAAGGAAUUAAAAAUAAGAAAUAAGAAAGGUGAAGAAGCAAUUGCUGAGUUAAAUAAACUGAAGAAUAUUAAAGAAAAAAAUAAAAGUGUAAAAAAAAAUGAUGAGUUGUCAAAUAGUAGUAUUAUUAUGAAAGAAGGAGAUAAAGAUAUAGCAUAUGUAAGUAAUGAUGAUAAAAUGCAGAAAAAUUGGAAAGAAAAUCUAGUAUUAAAAUUGAAGGAAAAACCAGAUUUAUGGGAUAAUAUUAAUAGUUUGGAAAAAGAGAACUUUAGAGUGAUGAGCAUUGUAAAGGAAAAUAAAAAUAUGCAUAAUGAUAAGAUUGUAGGAGUGUAUAGCUAUUUUAGAAGCUAUGAAAAAGAGCUAAAAAAUGAUAUGCUAGUUAUUUGUCUAGUACUAAAAGAUAUUUUAAGUGUAUUAUUUUUAAAUGAUAAUUUUGUAAACUUAUUUGAAAAGGUUGAUAAAAUAUUAUGGAAACAAAUGUAUAUACCAAAAGAAAUAAAAAUAAUAUUUUUACGAUAUUUUAACUUUUUAGAUAAGUUAAGAAAUUAUGUAAAAUGUGUAAAUGAAGAAUAUAAUAAUAAUGAAAGGUAUGAUGAUUCUUGGGCUUUAUUUCAAACCUAUUUAGAAACAGCUAGUAAUUUAAAAAAGGAAAUGAUAUAUUAUGUUUUGGAAAAAGCAGAAAAAGAUAGUUGUGAAAAUAGUAGUAGUAAUAUUGAUAAGACAAAAAUAAGUGAUAUUUUAAAUUUUUCAAAAGACAGUAUCCGACUUAAAACAAUAGCUCAAUUACGAAAAGAAUUGAAUUUUGAAAGACAAGCCAAAAAUAUAUUGAAUUAUGAUUAUCAAAUUAUUUUAAAUAAAUAUCAUGAAUGUUUGAGAAAAUUAAAAAUUGUGAAAAAUAUGGCAAAAGAAUUAGAUUUUAAUUAUAAUGUAAGUAGCAAAUUUUCUAUAAAAAAAGAAUUGGAAAUGUGUUCAGAUGAAAAUGACGAGCUUAAAUAUAAUAACAUAAAAGAUAAUGAGGAAAAAAAUGAUAGUACUAAAGAUCCUAAACAUAAUAAUUUAAUUAAAAAAAUAAUUAAUUUACAAAGAAAUAAAAAAAUUGAAAAAAAAAAAAAUAAUUUAGGGAAUGAAAUAAAUACAAUGUAUCCUGGUGAUACUAUCCCAAAGGGGAAAAUAAUCACCACCAAUGAUAAUUCAAAACAAAAUGAGAUACUUAAAAAGAAAGAAAAUAUAAAUAAUAACAUAAUCCACAAAAAUAUUUACACAGGUCAAGUGAAAAAUAUUUUUAAUGAACCUGUGGAAAGAAAAGUUAGGAUAAGCUUUGUUCACAAAAGCCCAUUUAGCUAA
Molecule: messenger RNA, 5838 nt
Organism: Plasmodium vinckei vinckei
Lineage: Eukaryota; Apicomplexa; Aconoidasida; Haemosporida; Plasmodiidae
Product: repetitive organellar protein, putative
Exons: 1
Coding region: 1-5838 (1945 amino acids)
Source: RefSeq, a predicted model, not a curated record